AAGCGAGGGGCGGGCCCCACCGGCCGGGCGGUUGGGCCGUGAAGGGAGAGUCUUUUCGGCGCUGAGGACGGGCGCUGAGGAGGCGGCGGUGGCUCCUGGGGCGUUUGAGCGGGCUCACUCGAGCCCGCGGGCCGACGCGGACGCAGGCCCAGCCGGCGGAAACGCCCCGGACUCCCCGCGGGCCUUCCUAGCCGCCAUGGAGGACGGUGUCUACGAGCCCCCAGACUUGACUCCAGAGGAGCGCAUGGAGCUGGAGAACAUCCGUCGGCGCAAGCAGGAGCUGCUGGUGGAGAUCCAGCGCCUCCGGGAAGAGCUAAGUGAAGCUAUGAGCGAAGUGGAGGGUCUGGAGGCCAAUGAGGGCAGUAAGACCUUGCAGAGGAACCGGAAGAUGGCAAUGGGCCGGAAGAAAUUCAACAUGGACCCCAAAAAGGGGAUCCAAUUCUUGGUGGAGCAUGAACUUCUACAGAACACACCUGAGGAAAUUGCCCGCUUCCUGUACAAGGGCGAGGGGCUGAACAAGACAGCCAUUGGGGACUACCUAGGGGAAAGGGAAGAGCUGAACCUGUCUGUGCUCCAUGCUUUUGUGGAUCUACAUGAGUUCACCGACCUCAAUCUGGUUCAGGCCCUCCGGCAAUUCCUGUGGAGCUUUCGCCUCCCUGGAGAGGCUCAGAAAAUUGACCGAAUGAUGGAGGCCUUUGCCCAGAGAUAUUGCUUAUGCAAUCCCGGGGUCUUCCAGUCCACAGACACCUGCUACGUGUUGUCCUUCGCUGUGAUCAUGCUGAACACCAGCCUUCACAAUCCCAAUGUCAGGGACAAGCCGGGCCUGGAGCGCUUUGUGGCCAUGAACCGGGGCAUCAAUGAGGGUGGGGACCUGCCUGAGGACCUUCUCAGGAACCUCUAUGACAGCAUCCGAAACGAGCCCUUCAAAAUCCCUGAGGAUGAUGGGAAUGAUCUCACCCACACCUUCUUCAACCCAGACCGAGAGGGCUGGCUCCUAAAGCUGGGGGGCCGGGUGAAGACUUGGAAGCGUCGCUGGUUCAUCCUCACAGACAACUGCCUCUACUACUUUGAGUACACUACGGACAAGGAGCCCAGAGGGAUCAUCCCCCUAGAGAACCUGAGCAUUCGUGAGGUGGAUGAUCCUCGGAAGCCGAACUGCUUUGAGCUUUACAUUCCCAACAAUAAGGGACAGCUCAUCAAAGCCUGCAAAACGGAGGCGGAUGGUCGGGUAGUAGAGGGGAACCACAUGGUGUACCGAAUCUCAGCACCCACACAGGAGGAGAAAGACGAGUGGAUCAAGUCCAUCCAGGCUGCUGUAAGCGUGGACCCCUUCUACGAGAUGUUGGCAGCAAGAAAGAAGCGGAUUUCUGUGAAGAAGAAGCAAGAACAACCCUGACCCUGUCCCCAACUCCAUUAUUUAUUUUGGAGCUGCCCCGCCUGGGUGGCAGGACCCCUGGGCCCUGGGGCUGUGGAUCCUGGUUCCCUGUUUGGAAAAUCACCACCUCUAGCUCCUGACUCCUUAUUUGUAAUUAACAUGUUGGUAAUCUUAUUAAUUAUUUAACCCCU
Messenger RNA from Rattus rattus (black rat), 1566 nucleotides. It is a transcript of the gene Cyth2, whose product is annotated as cytohesin 2. The coding region runs from base 197 to 1396 and encodes 399 amino acids. Lineage: Eukaryota; Metazoa; Chordata; Mammalia; Rodentia; Muridae. Gene Ontology annotation, molecular function: guanyl-nucleotide exchange factor activity. The record is from RefSeq and is a predicted model, not a curated record. The transcript is spliced from 12 exons. Gene Ontology annotation, biological process: regulation of ARF protein signal transduction.